CGCGCGUCAGUUUUCGGAGUCGGAGCCAUGGCGACGACAGCUCAGUAUAUCCCACGGAAUAAUUCGUUGCCUUCCAACCCUCUCAUGCACCCGGACUCGGACCGGAUGCACCAGGGCACGACCUAUCGAGAAGUGCAGAAGAUGAUGCACCACGAGUAUCUACAAGGGCUUGCGGCGUCCAACGCGGGCCACCCGAUGAGCCUGACGCACCACCAGUGGCUGCCCACAUCCGGGGCUGACUGGAGCAGCGGGACGCACCUCGGCCAGCAGCCUGAGCACAAGGCCAGCGUGCCUGCUAGCCGAGAAGAGCUGACUAGUGGGUACCACAGGUCGCAUUUGGUUCACCAAGCUGCACAGAACGGCCACCACGGCUCGUGGGCGCCGAGCAGCACCGGGCAUCACCUGUCUCCGCUGUCGCCCGCUUCCGGGGGCCACCAGUCACUGGUCUACUCUCAGACGGGCUAUGCUAUGUUGAGCCCGCAACCAUCGCUGCAUCAUGGCAUGCGCGAGCCGCUGCACGAUGAUGCCGGCGGUCAUGAACAUCAGCUCGAGUCACCGCAGCAGCCGUUCGGCCACCACCAGGACCAUUCAGACGAGGACGCGCCCAGCUCCGACGACCUUGAGCAGUUCGCCAAGCAGUUUAAGCAGCGGCGCAUCAAACUUGGCUUCACGCAAGCGGACGUGGGGCUGGCGCUCGGCACGCUGUACGGCAACGUGUUCUCUCAGACCACAAUCUGCAGGUUCGAGGCACUGCAGCUUAGUUUCAAGAACAUGUGCAAACUUAAGCCGCUCCUCAACAAAUGGCUAGAGGAGACAGACUCGAACACGGGAAGCCCGACAAACUUGGACAAGAUCGCGGCACAGGGCCGCAAGCGCAAGAAGAGGACCUCGAUCGAGGUCGGGGUGAAAGGGGCGCUGGAGAACCACUUCCUGAAGUGCCCAAAGCCCUCGGCGCACGAGAUCAGCACGUUGGCCGGCACGCUGCAGCUGGAGAAAGAGGUCGUGCGCGUGUGGUUUUGCAACAGAAGACAGAAAGAGAAAAGAAUGACCCCGGUGGGGGUCGCGCAUCCAAGUAUGGAGGACGUUUACUCACAGGCGGAGACCCCUCCGCUUCACCACACGCUACAAAGUCCCGUCCAGUGACUGUACUCCUGAGUAAAAGCUCUUAUUUCAACAGAAACAAAAAAGAACAUCGAUAGAGAAAAGGGGACUAGGGAUUUCACAGUAUUUAAUUUUUUGCAUUUGUUAUCCAGAGUGACAAUGCACGCAGCAAAGUUGGGUGAAAAAGAGUUUCUCGCCGCAGACCGGAGACUGUGGCGCAACAACAGUAGAUGGGACGCAAAUGAUAAGGGGAACAAAACGCAUGAAUGACUGCAGAGUCGAAUUGAUGUGCAUUUUAGAGAAAACCGUUUUCACUAAAAACGUAUUGAUUUGAAGGCGUUCUGGUGGAGAAAAUAAUAAUUCGAUUAUUUCAGCGCUGCUCAAAAGGAGCCAUAUGCCACAAAAGAGAUGUUUUUUUCUCAUUGCUGUCGCAGGCUUUAAUCUGAGGUGAUGGUGAUGGUGGUGGUUGUCUGAUCUGUUGUCAACAAAGGACACGUUUUCUACAUUCUAACAAUUAACAGAUUCACUGUUACCGUAUAGUUGUCAGAACAUUUUGUGAUGUUUACUUUAUUCGGGAUGUUUUAACCUUUUACGUUUCAGUGUUGUAUUUGUUUUCCUCUCUGACCAUUUUGGCCUUUUUGUGUAUUUUUCGAGUAACCACAACCCAAACAUUUUGACAAAGCCACUGAGCCAUAAUUUGGAGAUGUAUCUUGUUUACAAAUGUCCGUUAUAUGAGCAGAUACCUGAUUUCUUCUAAACUAUAAAAAAAAAAAAAGAUGGUACUGUCAAUUAGCCUACAUGGUUUAAAAACAAACCAAAUUGUCAUUUUCGCGGUUCACUUUUUUUCCACUCUUUUGUUAUAAGCACUUAUUCUUGCGUUCUCAUGCUCGCAUUUAUUUAUUAUUUUCAUGAUAACUAAACGAGACGUUUUCUUGUUUACAUUAUCCGUAACUCAUCCAGAGUUAUAAGAAUCGACAGUGUUUUUUCCGGCACAGGCUAAACCAGUUUUGGAAACUGAAAGGGCGAAAAUGGAAAUAAAAGUAGUAUCUCAGGUAAAUUUCAGCGCCCGUCUAUUCUGCUGUACUCCUUUCCUUAUGUCUUAUUACCAUCGGCCCAGUCUGGUCGUGCGCUCUGCUGUGCCCAAGUCCGUACACUGGCGUACUAACUAGUAUGUUAAAAUAGUAUACAACUAUUUGGACGUACUAUUUAGAACUCUAGUUUUUGGACAUAUCUGUGGUCGCUCGGAUUUAUUCCCUACCGGUCUGUUAACGAAUAGAGGAAGACUGAUUGUGCUGAUGAAAUUAUCCGAUGUGGGAUUAUUUAUUGUUUUCUGAAAGCAGGACAUAAAAAAGGGAUCCUGAAUAAGUCGUGCGUUUCGUGUCGUUUCUCAAGGCAUCUGUGAGUGAGCAGUUUGGAGCAGGUGUUCAUUUUAUUAUUAUUAUUAUUAUUAUUAUUAUUAUUAUUAUUAUUAUUAUUAUUAUUUUAUGAAGUUUUUUUUUUUUUGCAAUUCUGUUAUUUCAAAUCGUGUGGGAUAUACAACUUUUCCAAAAAACAACAAACAAAAAAAAAAGAAAAGAUUUUAAACAAAUAGCUGUCAUUAUUAUUUCCAAUAUGUAAAUAUGUCCAAUAUGUAAACAUAUGUAUUUGUUCUGAGUUUGUUUUGGAUCUUUUUUUUUUGUUGUUCUUUCCGGGCAGUUUUGUACACUUACUAAUUCCAAGAAGAUAUUUUAAUAUUUCGUUUAUGGAUUUGACCAUUUAUAUAUCUAUAUAUUUAUUUCUUAAAGUUGUUCGGAGCUUUCUGUUUGGCUCUGUUAAUUAUGUUGCAGUGAAUUACAAAUGUUUUUGUUUACUACAUUGGUUGUAUGUUGAUUGCGAAAUGUAGACUGCAAAGUCACGUUUAUAUUUAUGUUAUAGUAAUAUUUUAUUACUUACAUAAAACGUAUAUUCGAGAA
Molecule: messenger RNA, 3053 nt
Organism: Tachysurus vachellii
Lineage: Eukaryota; Metazoa; Chordata; Actinopteri; Siluriformes; Bagridae
Gene: pou3f1
Product: POU class 3 homeobox 1
Exons: 1
Coding region: 28-1143 (371 amino acids)
Biological process (GO): regulation of transcription by RNA polymerase II; brain development
Cellular component (GO): nucleus
Molecular function (GO): RNA polymerase II cis-regulatory region sequence-specific DNA binding; DNA-binding transcription factor activity, RNA polymerase II-specific
Source: RefSeq, a predicted model, not a curated record